This is a messenger RNA of Purpureocillium takamizusanense, 3066 nucleotides long. RefSeq lists its product as uncharacterized. The coding region runs from base 216 to 2615 and encodes 799 amino acids. Gene Ontology annotation, biological process: vesicle-mediated transport. Lineage: Eukaryota; Fungi; Ascomycota; Sordariomycetes; Hypocreales; Ophiocordycipitaceae. The record is from RefSeq and is a predicted model, not a curated record. Gene Ontology annotation, cellular component: intracellular membrane-bounded organelle; Mon1-Ccz1 complex. The transcript has a single exon.
CUUUAUUAUCAGCUCGCACGCCGCCCACCACCUCGAUCGACCAAGCUCUCGCCGUUGCCGGCAACAGAACAGAACAGACGAAAAGACGCAGGCUCUCGCGGGCUGGCUUCCGGCAUAUCCAUGCCCCUUCCCGAGUCCCUGGCGGAUUGAGCGUCUCCCUCCCCGCCGCGGCUCGCCGUUGACGGCGACGACGAGCCGCCAGCCACAUAGCCACGAUGGCCUCAGCGUCGUCGUCAUCGGCACCACAAGUUGCCGCCAGCAUCGUCCCCGCGCAGCUCGGCUUCCUCGCCAUCUUCAACCCCUCACUUGGCACGUCCGACGACACCAUCGACGAGCAGAUCGUCUACUAUGCCUCCGUUACCACGCAGCAGCAGCAGUCGGGCGGCCGCAAGCGCAGGCGGAGGGGCGGCACGCGCGGCCGUCCCACCGACGCCGUCUCGCAGGAGGAGCGUCAUGAGCGCCUCCGCCAGAUCGGCCUCGCACAGGGCAUGGUCGGCUUCUCGCGCGGCUUCGCUGAUGGCGCCCCCGUCGACGCCAUCGACACGGAGCGCGCCCGCGUCGUCCUGCACGAGCUGGAGCCCGGCUGGUGGAUCGUCGCCAGCGUCGACCUCACCAAGGCCCCGCUGCCCCCGCGCCUGUCCACCAAGUCGUCAUCGUCCGCUCCGUCGCAGUCAUCUUCGGGCUAUGAGUACUCAUCUCGGGACAUGAAGCCCGCUGCGUUGCUGCUGCGCGACCUGCUUCGCGCCCACAGCAUCUUCCUUAUGCAUCACGCCUCGUCCCUGAGCGCGCUGUUUGUGCAUUGCCGCCGCUCCAAGUUUGUCGCCAUCCUGAGCCGCUACUGGGACUUGUAUCUCUCGACAUGGAACGUCAUGCUGCACGGAAACCCGGCCAGGGACAUUCUCAGCGGCAUCAACCUGGCCGCCUCGGGCGAGCUCGGCAUCGGCGUUGGCGAGGAGGAUCGCGGCAGUGGCGAGCGCGAGGUGCUUGAGGGGCUCGUGGGGAGGAUAGAGGGCCUCGUCGAUCUCGUCGUCUCCAAGUUUGGCGAGGAGGACGACGGCGAGGGGGAGCAGCAUCCCCUUCACCAGCACCAACACUGGCUCGGCACCGGCCAGGAACCGGCCGUCGAGGAUGGAGCCAUCUUUCUUGGGACCGGAGCCCUGUCGAGGAAGUCGCUGAGAGAUGUCACGCACUGGAUGGAAGACCUCUACACCUGGGGCGAACAUGCGUACGGUGUAAUAGAGAGCCCGACGUCGGUUCGUCGUGCCAAGGCGAGAAAAGACGCCAGGCGCAAUGAUCAAGAAUCCAACAAUGGUAAGAAGCAAACCGUCGUGCAGACCUUGCCGCCGCCGCCUCCAUCGGUCCAAUCGAAAGGAGCGACGGAAGCAGAAGAGGGAAAGCUGGACAAGAUGCUCAACUAUAUGAAGCUGGGCUAUGGCUCGUACUGGACACUGCCCGGUGGCGGCUCGAGCGACUCGUCUAGCGCCCAGCCUGCCAAACCAGAUGCCGCGGGUCUGGCACCAGAAGUCAAAGAGGCUUCUUUGCGGCCGCCUGGCCGACCCAGUCUUCCCCGGCGGACGUCGUCUGCCGAGGCCGCUGGGCACUACCUCAUCGGUCUCAAGGGAGAGAUUGAAGAAGAGGCUCAAGGUGAGCCGGAUGCCAGCGCCAAUUCGUCCGACUCGGAAUUCGAGCACAACUCGCGCACCGUCCUUCGUACUCUGCACGUUGAGCUUGAGCCCGGCUCCGACGGUGGGCGCUCCGAGGCGACGGUCGUGCGGGACUUUGGUCGCCAACUGGGUGGCAUUCACCAUCGGUCGCAGCUCGUCGGCAACAUGAUGCCCGGAUACGAUUCGCACGACCUCAACAAGGCGCAGAAAUUGCGCGUUGUUGUCUACGUCAACCGACCGUUCGUCUUCGCCUUCCUCUUUCGCCUGCGCACAGACUCUCUUGCGUGGGAUGCUCUGUACCGUUCGCUGCACUACCAGCUGGCGCCGCUCAAGAAGUCGCUUAUCGAGUCGACCAAGUACCGCCCCGAGCGGCAGGAUUCCAAGGGCUCGCCGGACGGCAUCUAUAAUCUUGUCUGGGACCCGCCGUCGCUGACAGUUCACUCCACCCUCCCCAACAUCCCGGAGCUGGCCUCGUCAGACGCCUGGUCCCGUGCCGACGCCAUCAACACGCAUCUCCACCUCCUCAACAUCCACGCCACGACGCGUGCCCGGCCCGGCGAUCUAGAGCGCACGCACAAGACGAGUCGCGGGUGGUGGAUCGUGUGGACGCGCCUGCUCCAGCAGCGCGCUGGCCGAGGUGACGACGCACGCGGUGCCAACCUGUCCACGAUACACGAGUCGUCGCCGGGGGCGUCGGAGGCGAUGGGAAGCAACGCCAAUGAUGGGGACGACGGCGGCAAUCACGACGGGGAAGAUGACGAUGACAGCCGCGACGACGAGGCGCCCGACGUGGCCAAGGAAAUAUUCCUGAUCCGUCGGGCAAGCGACCACGCUGGGUUCCGCGGAGUCGCAGCGGGGGAUGGGGGUGGCUCAGAUGGAGCGGGGAGGCUCGCGCAGGGAAUUGGCGUCGAUACGAGGCGCUACGUCGAGGAGCUGCUCAGCCUCCUCUGACGAACAUGAUAUUACAAGGCCGGAGAUGAUGACCGUAUCCGUAGUGUGUACCGCACAGGGGGGAUCGACCGACCUACCACAAACGUGGAUUGGAGACGGUCCUUUCCACGGCGUCUUGGUCUGAUCUGGCUCUCGGCCAUGGCAUAAAUUCGUCAUGGCCAAGGGCCUACGCGAAAACGGGAUGUGCUGACACUGUAAUGAAAGGAAGGGGGUGGUCCACGCAACAUAACAGGGAUGCAGCCGAGGCGCAGGCGCAUUCUGGCCCUUGGCCUCGGGCUCCGAAGGAAGGGAGAGAAAACAGACGGAGCUGCUCCUGGACAGCUCAUGCUGCCCACCGGCGCAGUUUGUACUUGUAUUGUAGCAUCAAAAGGGGCGACGUCUCCUUUUUCUGGGGAUCGCGUGGAGUUGAACGCGAGGAGUUGAGAACGUGGACAGACGAGUAAAAUGAAGG